Haemorhous mexicanus (house finch) is the source of this 1442-nucleotide messenger RNA. RefSeq names its product Fc receptor-like protein 5. The record is from RefSeq and is a predicted model, not a curated record. NCBI's taxonomy places the organism in Eukaryota, Metazoa, Chordata, Aves, Passeriformes, Fringillidae. Gene Ontology annotation, biological process: cell surface receptor signaling pathway. Gene Ontology annotation, molecular function: transmembrane signaling receptor activity. The transcript has 9 exons. The coding region runs from base 68 to 1261 and encodes 397 amino acids.
CACUUCCUUCCUCUUCAUCCAAAGAGCCGCCAGCCAGGGGAGUGACAGCGAGUGACAGCCAGUGCACAUGGCUGGGGACACCGGGAUUGCAGGGAAGGUGGCACUGCUCCUGUGGGUGCCAGCCUGCCCAGCCCUGUCCCUUCUCCCUCCAGCCCAGACCCUCGGCCUCGCUGGGGCCCAGACCCCCCAGCUCCUCGUGGAACCCCCUUGGACGCCGCCGGUGGUGUGGGACCGGGUGACACUGACCUGCCAGGGCUUGGGGACCGCCGGUGCCACCACCUGGUACAAGGACGGGCAGCGCUGGUGGCAGGAGAGACAUGACCGCCUCAAUGUCACAGAGAGUGGCACCUACGAGUGUGACAGACCUGGCACUGGGCUCAGCCCCCCUGUGACAGUCUUAGAUGAUGAUCUGGUGCUGCAGGUGCCAGCACGGGCGCUGCUGGAGGGGGACACGGUGACACUGCGCUGCCGGGGGCGGUGGAACAGCCCAGUCACCAAGGUGCGAUUUUUCAAGGAUGAGAAUAAUCUGACGAGGUCCCUUAAUGCGACCGAGCUGUCCCUGUCCCCCCUCCAGCUGAACCACAGCGGCAGCUACCGCUGCAAGGGCUGGGUGAGGUCCUGGCCGUCAGGCUCAGCAGCAGUGACAGUGACAGUGCACGUGCCCGUGGCCAAUGCCACCAUCACCCCCGGUUCCCUGUCACACCAGGUGCAUGCAGGUGACCCAGUGACACUGCACUGCUUAGUGCAGGUGGGCUCAGCCCCUGUCACCUUCACCUGGCUGCGCAAUGGGCAGGAGGUGGCCCGGGGUCCCCUUCUGGAGUUCAGGGUCACCAAUAUGGGACAUUCAGGCACCUACCAGUGCAUGGCCACCAACCAGGCAGACGAGCAUUGCGUGUUCCGGGCACUCAGCCCAGAGCUAGCCCUGGAGGUGACACCACGGGAUACAGGGACACACAGGGAUGCAGUGGCUUCAGGGUAUGGUGGGGCCCUUUUGUUCCUGCUCCUGCUCGUGGGUGUCAUUGUGGCCUGGCACCGGUGGCACCGUGUGGCUGCCAGGAAGAAUCAGGAAAGGGCCCCCCCAGAUCCCCCACCCCCCCCAGAGGAGGGGGAGGUGCUGUACACCCACGUCGUGGUCACCAAGAGGGCAGCAGUGUCCCCCCGUGCCACCACACUCCAGGAUCCCCAGGUGACCUACGCGGAACUGCGGGGACCCCAGGGGCAACCGCGGGAACCCGGUGACACCUACAGGAAUGUGCUGUGACACGCGGGGGAACUGGGGGGCACUGGGGGUCCCCACCCAUGGGCACCCACUCGUGUGUGUGCUGCCACCAAAACUGCCCCUCUUCCUCCCUGUGGAGGCAAAAAGACCACAAAGGGCUGAGAAAAGAACAAUUUCCUGCAACAGCAACGACAGAGAAUAAAACCAACAGCAACAGCAACAA